Molecule: messenger RNA, 366 nt
Organism: Cordyceps militaris CM01
Lineage: Eukaryota; Fungi; Ascomycota; Sordariomycetes; Hypocreales; Cordycipitaceae
Exons: 2
Coding region: 1-366 (121 amino acids)
Source: RefSeq, a predicted model, not a curated record
AUGGAAAUGUGCCAACAAAACGUUCACAACCGUCAAAGCAUCCCGAGGAAAGGCGCGUGUAAGCCAAAUGUGGCGGCCAAGUGGAAUACGCCCAUCGAAGUGGCGGACGGGGCUUUAUUGAAUUUCGACGGAACUGUCAAUGGCAAUGUCAAUCAUGUCCCGCCCUGGUCAUUCCGCCUUCGCGGCCUCGACCUACGGCUUCCGAGUAACUCUAGCCUGACGGUCGAUUUAUUCACUGGGGCGGUCCCGCGGACAUCCGCGCAGCCCACAGAGCCGGCGAUGGUGAAAUUACACUACAAAUUAGAAAAACAAGACAUCAAACAUCAGUUGGCAGCACGCAUAACCAUCCAGUGGGUAAUUGAAUAA